Messenger RNA from Pectinophora gossypiella (pink bollworm), 2337 nucleotides. RefSeq lists its product as uncharacterized. The transcript is spliced from 8 exons. Gene Ontology annotation, molecular function: Hsp70 protein binding. Gene Ontology annotation, cellular component: endoplasmic reticulum membrane. NCBI's taxonomy places the organism in Eukaryota, Metazoa, Arthropoda, Insecta, Lepidoptera, Gelechiidae. The record is from RefSeq and is a predicted model, not a curated record. The coding region runs from base 23 to 1960 and encodes 645 amino acids. Gene Ontology annotation, biological process: cellular response to misfolded protein.
GUUAUUAUGUGCUCAACCUUACAUGUCUGUUUUUUGUUAUUCAGGCAACAAAUAUAUUCAUUUUCUUUCACAACACACUAAUAAGGGGAUGACGUCCGUAUCGGAUAUUUGGAUACAAAGAGCGUUGGAAGCCUUAGCAAAGAAUGAUUUUCUAUCAGCUGAAACGCGUGCAGUAAUAGCCGAUCAUCUCAACCCUAGUUCUGAGAGCAAACGGUUACUGGAAUACAUACGAAAACACAAACCAUGGAACCUUCAUACAGCGAUGCAAAGCACAGAUACUUCGUUGGAUGUCGAGCAGUGCCUCGUUUUUGCGAAGAUGUCGCUAGAACAAGGGCAGGCAGAAUUAGCGAAACGUUUCGCCGAAUUAGCAGACAAGAUCCGCCCUUCCAAGGAAGCUAAAACUGUGUUGAAUAAUGUAAAACAUCUAAUUGAGGUACGGAGAAGAAUGUUCGAAGAUAAAAUGAAGGUGAAACGUAUGUUAGAUCAAGUUGAAGUGGAUAUAUAUGCACUCAGGCUCGACGAAGCCGAGAGGGCCAUUAAACAAUGCCAGAAAAUAUUCUCAACCGUACGUGCACAAACUCUGUUAAAAAUUAUUCAGAAUAUUAGAAGUAAAGAAAGAAAACCGUCACGAUUUCGCUGUUUUUUUGGUUUAUUAAUCGACUGGCUCACUUGCAAAUACUUUAGCUGUUCUGACUACACGAGGCUCAACGAAAGUAGAAGGUCGACUCAAUAUUCGUUUACAACCGAAAAUUUACCGCACAGAGCCAAUGAAAGAACGAACGUCGGAUCUUCCUCACAAAAUAGUGGAACCAGAAAUUUUUCAAAAUAUUCUUAUGCAACCGGAAAUACGUCAAAUAAUGCAGGAAACGGAACUUCGCCAAAUGAUAAAGGAAACGGGAAUUCUUCCAAAUAUUCCUCAUCAGCAACCGGAAGUACCCCACAAAAUAGUGGAACCGGAAGUACCUCACAAAAUAGUGGAACCGGAACUUCUUCUAAAUAUUCUUAUGCAACCGGAAGUGCCCCACAAAAUAAUGGAACCGGAAGUACCUCACAGAAUAGUGGAACCGGAACUUCUUCUAAAUAUUCUUAUGGAACCGGAAGUACCUCACAGAAUAGUGGAAUCGGAACUUCUUCUAAAUAUUCUUAUGCAACCGGAAAUAUACCAUCUAACAACAAUGAAGGUACAUAUAGUAAAAACAAAAAACCCAACAGUACCUCACAAGAUAGCGGAAAUACAAGAUCAUCCCAAUAUUCUUACACAUCCCAAGAUAUACCAUCUUACAACAAUGAAGGUGCGUAUAGUAAAAACAAGAAACCCAAUAGUACCUCGCAAGAUAGCGGAAAUACAAGAUCAUCCCAAUAUUCUUACACAUCCCAAGAUAUACCAUCUAACAACAAUGAAGGUGCGUAUAGUAAAAACAAGAAACCCAAUAGUACCUCACAAGAUAGCGGAAAUACCAGAUCAUCCCAAUAUUCUUUCACAUCCCAAGAUAUACCAUCUAACAACAAUGAAGGUACAUAUAGAAAUAACAGGGAGCCAGGCAGCUCCUCACAAAAUAAUGGAAGCAGCAGUUACUCAAACUAUUCCAAGGCUACCAACGACCAUGAUGAAAAAUCGCAGAGAAAGAAGAAUGGCCCUACAGAAGGCACUUCAAAAUCGGAAAAUACAAAUAAAUCUACUUCUUCGGGGUGGAGAAGUUUCUUCAAAUGGGAGAAAAAGAAGGAGUAUACUCAUGAGCAGGAACAGGAGAUAGAGAGAUUGCUAGCUUGUACUGAUGAUCACAUUAUCCUGCAGGUGAAUCGGAAUUAUAGUGAAUACGAUAUAUGUAGCGCUUUCAGAAAAUUGUCAAUAAAGUUCCACCCGGACAAGAAUAAGGCUCCCAAAGCUAAUCAGGCCUUUGUGGCUCUAAUUAGCGCAAGGAACAGACUUCUUAAGAAAAAAGGAUUUACUACCAAGUGAGAGCUCUCAGCAGUCCCCAUUUGUCCGGCCAAGUAAUUAAUGUCGCCCGAAAGAUUUAUACUGUUAGAUACUUAUAAGAAAACGAAUUUAUAGAAUGUAUAAUGGUGCUAAUUCCAGUAAGUACAUCGUUUAAUUUUAUUUUAAGUUAUAUCUGUCAUUUUCUUAUCUGGCAAAAGGAAAGGGAUGGGUAAUCGACUAGCAUAAAAUUUACGGAACACACGUCAAUUUUAGGCAGAAAAUAAAACCCUCCGAAAAUUUUAUAUUGGCCAAUAACCCCGACAGAAUUAAAUUGACAACACACGUCAAACGGGUUGCACAUCAGCGAGAUGCUCAUUUUAUUCGCCCGGGUUAUCAUUCAUUCUGUCAUUCAUUUUAAA